Seminavis robusta is the source of this 1640-nucleotide messenger RNA. Lineage: Eukaryota; Bacillariophyta; Bacillariophyceae; Naviculales; Naviculaceae. The record is from the annotation of a GenBank genome assembly.
CUUUCAUAUCUAGUAGAUAGCCUGAUAGAUACAUAGCUCUGGCUUGCUGUGAUACCAGUAUGUAGCUUUCCACGUGUUUCCGUUAUUAGGAUCCUACCGGUAGCGAGCGAGACUGUGUUAUCUUCAUCGUGGUCGUGUAACAGAUUUUCCUGUUGCCAUUUUUGCUGAAGAAUACGGACGCCUUGGCUUACGCUUGCGGUCUCAAAGCUUCACAGCUCUGCUGGCGUUUGAACGAAAGAUCAGAACGAAGAACAAAGUCUGCAAGAAAGCUCUGAGCGUCCCCACAAGGUAGAAGAAUCGGUAUCCAAGCACAGCUUUCGUUCCUUCCAUGCAUUCUAAUAGAUAAAUAGACAGAUUGGUAGAUGCUUGUCUAGCUAGUUCCAAAGCAGCACCAUGGCGACAACGUUUUUAACCCCGACACAACGACAAGAAGCACGUCAAGCAGAACGAGCGGCGGGCCACUACCAAGAUUUUUGCGAGUUUGCCACCGUAUGGCUCGUACAAGGCGGCGCCGUGCACAAGAACAUGGUGUUUUCCUACUUUCGAGAACACUUUCCAGAGUACCGCUAUACGGACAAUAUCACGGACGAUGAAAUUGGAUGUGCGCUGGAGAAAUGGAACAACGAGUUUGGCAAGGCGGAAGCCAAUGAAUUGGGUAUGUAUCUCGGAAUUGGCAUGAAUAUGGAACACAAGAAGAAACUUCAAGAAGAGGAAGAGAAGAAAAUGCUGGAAAAGAAAAAAGUAUAUAUCUUAUCCCACUUGGCGGAAGCCAAACAGAGAGGCAGGAGGCCCGAUGCCGCCAUCCUACGAGAAGCCAUUCACUUGGGAUUGAUCAAGGUGAAUGAACCUAAAAAAGUGGAACCACCAAAACAAGAAGAAAAACAAGCGGCAAAGGCUCCCAAAGCCAACAACAGUAAAGAGGGGGGCGAACAGAAGGAAUCUACCAAAGGAAAAGUAGCCGCAGAUGACGAAUUUUUUGACUGGGAUCUCUACCAUGGAGAUUUCGACUGGGAGCAGCAUAUGAUGGAUGCCUCGGACAAAUCCGCCAACAAAGACACAAAGCAUAGGUCCAGGUCCAAAAGUCCCAAAAAAGGCAGUAGCAGUAAAGACGACAAACGAAGCAAGGACCGGUCCAAAAGUCCACGCAACAAAGAUCGAAAAAAGGACAGAUCCAAAAGUCCCGCGACAUGGUCCAGAACAAAAAGUCCUACGAAAGAUAGCAGCGGAAGAAAAGACGACAAGAAAGAACGGGAAAGAUCCAAAAGUCCCACAAGGAGUAAUAAGGAAAGUUCCUCCAAAAAAGAAGAUAAGAAGGAGAGCAAAAAGGAACGGGAACGAUCCAAGAGCCCCCGAAGAAAAUAGACAAGCCAAUGAUGUUGUUGUUUAUGUCAUCAUGGUUUCCUUUCGCACACCCAUUGUGUGCUGGCUGAGGUAAGACAAAAAUGCCAGUCGCCCGCGUGUGCGGUGGGUUUCCUAUCCCGAGUUAGUUAUCGAGCUUGCAGGCAUUCUUGAAGAACUUGCAAGAAUUCGGUUAACUUACUGUACAGUACUCCACAAGGGGUAGCAAUAGAAUGUCAGUCGCUCUACUUCUCGAUCUUAGUACUGUAGUAGAAGUCAUCUCUGUAUGUCUUGAUCCCAGC